Molecule: messenger RNA, 622 nt
Organism: Drosophila biarmipes
Lineage: Eukaryota; Metazoa; Arthropoda; Insecta; Diptera; Drosophilidae
Exons: 2
Coding region: 139-501 (120 amino acids)
Source: RefSeq, a predicted model, not a curated record
UCUGUGCCGAUCCGCGGCGUUGUUGUCAUGUGAUUUAAGGGUUCCGUAAAUCACGCUUCUUGUCUAAUUUUGUCUCGCUCGAGAUUCCCGGCAUAGUUGCCAACUCAAUGGAAUUACUUCUUCGUGUCAAGUGCUCCUAUGUGGCCGAAAAAAGAGAAGUACAUUUUGCACAUGAUCGCGCCACUUCGAUCGCUGGCAGCUGCACAUUUGCAACUGUAUCUGCAACUGCAUCUUCAUCUGCAUCUGCAGCGCACAGCGGAUCUGCAUCCGAAUCUGCCAUUUCAUGUUAACUCGCUUACCAUGCCUUUGGCCGGGGAUCCUCAGUCGAGCAUAACACUGGCAGACCCCAUUGAGUUGUCUCCGCCACUUACGAAAAAGGCUCUGCCACAUGGUAUCUCAAGUUGUCUGGAGCUGUCGAUUUGCAUGCCGAAACUAGUUUGGCCAAGAAGUCAACCUCAAAUGACACAAUGCCGUCCCCCACGAAGAGCUGUAAAUUUGUGAUUAUUACUGGCCACCGGGAAAAGCGUAUUUGGAACAUCCAUGGCUAAAGCGCCGCCACCUGACACACCCCCGUGGUUUGGCAGGUAAUUGUGUGUUCAGUUCGCUGUCCAUUUGGCUGACA